Messenger RNA from Rhizophagus irregularis DAOM 181602=DAOM 197198, 1125 nucleotides. Lineage: Eukaryota; Fungi; Glomeromycota; Glomeromycetes; Glomerales; Glomeraceae. The record is from RefSeq and is a predicted model, not a curated record.
AUGUGUCAACUACAAAAUUUAAAUAAGAAGAUUAUAAAGAAAUUGGAAGAUGUAUCUCUACAGUUUUCGAAUAUACCUCAGGCAAACGCAGAAACAAUUCAUAUUCAGCGAUGCAUACAACGUAGAAAAAAAACGGCGUCUGGAAUUUUGGAUAUUUGUGAAGGAGCAGAUAAUGUGAUGGAUACAUUACCAACAAAAACAAAACAAGUCCUCACAAAUUUCAAAUUAAGCGAACAAGAAUUUCCAAAGGACGUGAAAACCAUGUUAGAUGAAUUUAUUAAUAUCUAUGAUCCACAAAAUUCCAAUUCUGACCCUGCUCUCGCUGGACCUAUAACGUUUCCACAAAAUGAAUCUAAUUUAAGUAUACGCAGAACGUUAUUAACAACAUUCGACCUGUUAGAAGGAUUGAGAAAUUGUUGGAAUUUAACGCCAUCUUUAACUGAAGGCGAAUAUAGUGAAACGUCUUAUACAAUACAUUCAGUCUCUAGGAUAAUUGAUCCGAUAUUUAAUUAUUACAAUUUGAAACUUAAACGCUCGUGGGAACAGGUAUCUAAUUCAUCUCGGGAUCGGAAAGAAUCAAUGGGUUCUAUUCAUUAUGGAGAUAGACCAGACUUUCAGAUUCUGUUGAUUCUCGAUUCAAUUGAGUGGGAGUCAGUAUUUGCUGAAAUUUCACGAUUAGAUCCUCGUCCAGAUAAACAGGAUCAUGAUUGGAAAAAAUUAAAUCGUUUAUGUAAAGACGGAUUCGAUGCAAGAUUUAAUGAAUUAUUCAAGGGGAAAGAUGUUGAAAAUAAUGAAACAAAAUGUCUUAUUAACGAACUUCAUCAAUUCCCUUUCAUAGGAAUUCAAGUAAUAGAUAAUCGUAUCUUAGUAUUUGGGAUCGAUUACUAUAAUAAUUCUUUUUAUCGAUCCUUUAAAAUCUGUGAAUUUUACAUUCCUUUAACAAUUUCCAAUUAUCAAGUCGUAGAAAAUUUUUUGAAAAGUUCGUUGAAAGUGAAAUAUUAUUUAGAGGGAUUAUUUAAUGAUUUUGUACGAAUUAAAGAUAAAAUUGAUCGUUUACCCACUAUAGUUGAAGUAGUUGAAGAUGAAAAAUCACAAUCUUUUAUGUCAUUAUCCACAACAUAUUAA